GUGAGUGACGGGGCUCCGAGGGUCAGAGAAAAAUGGCUGCAUUAUGUGUUGCAGUCAUUUCAAAAGAUAACUACCCGCUUUUCGUAAAGACCGUCCUACCGGACUCGGACUUGAAGUUUCACUAUCUCGUACACACAUCACUCGACGUGGUCGAAGAGAAAACGUCGACCUUGUCGGAACACGCUCGAGGUGCAAGUGAGAGGAGGGAGCUCUACCUCGGCCAACUCUAUCCAUCAGAGGAAUACAAAAUCUAUGGGUAUAUGACCAACACCAAAGUGAAGUUUAUCCUGAUUGUGGAGAAUAGGAACAGCUAUGCAAAGGACACUGAAAUGAAAUCGUUGUUCAAGAAACUGCAUCUGGCAUACUACGGUCUCUUACUGAAUCCGUUUUACACACCAGGACAUCAAAUACAAUCGAAGAAGUUUGAUCAAACAGUUGCUUCCCUGAUGCAACAAGCUUCAAGGUAGACAACUAAAUUGCAUCAAAGAGUUUCAUACAAACUUAAAACUGUAUAUAAAGUCUUGUGUAUUAUGAGAAUGAGAUGA
Messenger RNA from Corticium candelabrum, 545 nucleotides. Its product is annotated as trafficking protein particle complex subunit 2-like protein. The transcript has 6 exons. Bases 33 to 467 code for a protein of 144 amino acids. Gene Ontology annotation, cellular component: nucleus; cytoplasm; TRAPP complex. The record is from RefSeq and is a predicted model, not a curated record. Gene Ontology annotation, biological process: endoplasmic reticulum to Golgi vesicle-mediated transport. NCBI's taxonomy places the organism in Eukaryota, Metazoa, Porifera, Homoscleromorpha, Homosclerophorida, Plakinidae.